Heteronotia binoei (common prickly gecko) is the source of this 3921-nucleotide messenger RNA. RefSeq names its product mediator complex subunit 16 (gene MED16). Gene Ontology annotation, cellular component: mediator complex. The record is from RefSeq and is a predicted model, not a curated record. Lineage: Eukaryota; Metazoa; Chordata; Lepidosauria; Squamata; Gekkonidae. Gene Ontology annotation, biological process: positive regulation of DNA-templated transcription. Gene Ontology annotation, molecular function: protein binding.
AAGAGUCUCCCAGUAACAGUGCUUCCUCUACGAAGCCUCCGGCUGCAAAGAUGGAUUUGGCGUACGUCUGCGAGUGGGAGAAACGGCCAAAGAGCAACCACUGUCCCUCCAUCCCGCUGGUCUGUGCCUGGUCUUGCCGCAACUUAAUCGCUUUUACCACUGACCUCAAAAAUGAAGAGGAAAAAGACCUCACCCACAUGAUCCACAUGAUUGACACGGAACAUCCGUGGGACGCCUAUUCCAUUAAUUCCGGACACGUGGAGAUGAUCACUUGCUUGGAGUGGGACCAGUCAGGCUCAAGGCUUCUGUCUGCAGAUGCAGACGGCCACAUCAAAUGCUGGGGGCAUCGGAACCACUUGGCCAAUGGUUGGGAGAGCACUGUGGGCUGCAGUGUGGAAGGGGACCCCAUCGUGGCUCUCUCCUGGCUGCACAACGGGGUGAAACUGGCACUGCACGUGGAGAAGUCCGGAGCGUCCAACUUUGGGGAGAAGUUUUCCCGGGUCAAGUUCUCCCCAUCGCUGACCUUGUUUGGUGGGAAGCCCAUGGAGGGCUGGAUCGCGGUCACCAUCAGCGGCUUGGUCACCGUCUCGCUGCUGAAGCCGAACGGGCAGGUCCUGACCUCCACGGAGAGCCUGUGCCGCCUACGUUGCCGCGUAGCCCUGGCGGACAUUGCCUUCACGGGUGGGGGCAACAUCGUGGUGGCCACCUCGGACGGCAGCAACGCCUCCCCGGUCCAGUUCUACAAGGUCUGCGUCAGCGUGGUCAACGAGAAAUGCAAGAUUGACACGGAGAUCCUUCCCUCCCUCUUCAUGCGCUGCACCACGGAUCCAGCUCGGAAGGACAAGUACCCGGCUAUCACCCACUUGAAAUUCUUUGCUCGGGAUAUGUCGGAACAGAUCCUGCUCUGCGCCUCCAAUCCAAACAACAGCAUCGUAGAGUACUGGUCGCUGCGCAAAGAGGGCCUCCCGGUGAACAACAUCUUCCAAAAGCUCUCGCCCACAGUGGGGGACAAGCCGCCGAUGAUUCUGAAGUGGCGGAUCCUCUCGGCCACCAACGACCUGGACCGGGUGUCGGCCGUGGCCUUGCCCAAGCUGCCCAUCUCCUUGACCAACACAGACUUGAAAGUGGCGAGUGACACCAAAUUCUUCCCUGGGUUGGGACUCGCUCUCGCCUUCCACGACGGCAGCGUCCACAUCAUCCACCGCCUUACCUUGCAGACCAUGGCGGUCUCCUUCGGCUCUCAGCGCCCGGUCGACGAGCAGGCCCUCAAGAGGCAACGGGCCGCCGGUCCCUCGGUCCACUUCAAAGCCGUGCAGAUGUCGUGGACGUCGCUGGCGCUGGUCGGGAUUGACAACCACGGCAAGCUGAGCAUGCUCCGGAUCUCCCCCUCCAUGGGCCACGUCCUGGAUAUGAACAUGUCCCUUCGCCAUUUGCUUUUCCUGCUGGAGUACUGCAUGGUCACCGGUUACGACUGGUGGGACAUUUUGCUUCACGUCCAGCCCGGGAUGGUCCAGAACCUGGUGGAGAAGCUGCAUGAGGAAUACAUGCGCCAGAAUGCAGCCCUGCAGCAGGUUCUCUCCACCCGCAUCAUCGCCAUGAAGGCCUCCUUGUGCAAGCUGUCCUCCGCCACGGUGGCUCGGGUGUGCGACUACCAUGCCAAGCUCUUCCUGAUCGCCAUCAGCUGCACCUUGAAGUCGCUUCUCCGUCCCCCGAUCUUGAACACCCCCGACAAGAGCCCCGGGGACCGACUCACCGAGAUCUGCUCCAAAAUCACCGACGUCGAUAUUGACAAGGUGAUGAUUAACCUGAAGACGGAGGAGUUCGUCCUGGAAAUGACCACGCUGCAGUCUCUUCAGCAGCUGAUCCAGUGGGUGGGCGACUUUGUCCUCUACCUCCUCGCCAGUCUGCCAAAUCAGGGAUCCGGCCCGGUCCGCCCGGGCCACAGCUUCUUGCGCGACGGCGCCUCUCUGAGCAUGCUCCGCGAACUGAUGGUCAUGAUCCGGAUCUGGGGGCUCCUGAAGCCCAGCUGCCUCCCCAUUUACACGGCCACUUCGGACACCCAGGACAGCAUGUCCCUGCUCUUCCGCCUCUUGACCAAGCUGUGGCUUUGCUGCCGUGACGAGAACCACCCCAGCGAGCCGGACGACGCCCUGAUCGACGAAUGCUGCCUCCUGCCCAGCCAGCUUCUGAUCCCCAGCAUCGGCUGGCUGCCCGCCAACGACUCCAUCAUCAGCAAGCUGCAGAACAAGCAGCCCCUCCGCCUGCAGUUCGGGAAGCCCCCGGGGCUGGGGGCCCACUCUGCCUUGCUGCACUUCGAUGCCUUUGCCAGGGCACCCGGGCAGCCCAAAAUCGACCACUUGCGCCGGCUCCACCUCGGGGCAUACCCCACCGAGGAAUGCAAAUCCUGUACCAGGUGCGGCUGCGUCACAAUGCUCAAGUCCCCCAACAAAGCGACGGCCGUGAAGCAGUGGGAGCAGCGAUGGAUCAAGAACUGCCUCUGCGGCGGCCUGUGGCGGAAGAUGCCCCUCAACUACUCGUGACGGCGCCCCCUGCAGGGAGGGAGGACUGCGGGGAGAGAUGUUCUCAGAGGAGGAAACGGCAAGUCUCCUGGAUCCCGGGGCGCCACAAGAUAGUCUCAUGCCUGGACUUUUUUUGGGGGUGGGGGAAGGUGAAAGAAAGGCAGAGAAUUUGGAAGACUGGACUGGUGUGGGGAGGGGAGGGGGGGGGAAGCUGGAUUUGAAGCCACCAAAAAGGUGCGGAGGAACAUUUGUGGGCCGUUCUCACCACACUUAGCGGGCUCCAAGAAAAGUGGGGAACCCCUCUCACCACAGAGAGGCUAACUCUCCCGCUCCCCAAUUUCUGUACCACGAUCUCUAUCUGAAAAUGACUGCUAUCCAAUACUGGCCGGUUGGGACUAAAUCGGGCUCCGUCUGCACAUUUCUCCCCUCUCUCCUGUAAAGAAAAAGAGGGAGAGAGAGAGAGAGAAACAACCCCUCUACCUGUGGCAGAGAUAAACUACCUCUUUACCUGUGGCACACCAGUAAGCGGGCAGUGCUUAAACUUUUUUCUCGGCACGUUAUCUUUCUACCUGCUGGUAUCCCCGCUCAGUUUUUGUCACGGCUCUUUGUCCCGAUACGUGGCGCUGUGCUGCUGUGGGAUUCCUUCCCCAGCCCCCCGUGUCUGAGGGAAAUUUCACCCAGUAGAGCUUCAUGCACCAAAGUUCGCUGUACCAUUCUCCUACGUUCCCGGGACAUGAUUCCCAGAUAAGGGGAGGGUUUUUUUGUGACAGGAAUCCUUUGCAUCUUAGGCCACACACUCCUGAUGUAGCCAGUCCUCCUGGAGCUUCCAGUAGGCCCUUUACGAAGAGCCCUGUAAGGAAUUCUAGCAGGACCUCCUUUGCCUAUUAGGCCACACACUCCUGAUGUAGCCAGUCCUCCUGGAGCUUCCAGUAGGCCCUUUACGAAGAGCCCUGUAAGGAAUUCUAGCAGGACCUCCUUUGCCUAUUAGGCCACACACUCCUGAUGUAGCCAGUCCUCCUGGAGCUUCCAGUAGGCCCUGUAAGAAGAGCCCUGUAAGCUCUUGGAGGAUUGGCUACAUCAGAGGGGUGUGGCCUAAUAGGCAAGGGAGCUACCAAAAAAAGGCCCUGCCCCAGAUAUCCGCUGAGCACAAACCUUCGCCUUUGUGACCCUGUUGUGGUUUGGUGCGGCCGUUCCACAGUUGCGGGUGCCGUGUUCUUCAAGCACCGCUCCCCGUGUUUGUGCAUGGCCCCUGCAAGGUCAGACGUUAACAGGGAAGAUGAAAAAUUCCUUGCAGCGGAGAAGGGGAAGAAGGGGUCGGGGUCGGUGUUCGGUUGCUGGUUACUCGUUGGUUUUUCUAAAUCCGUCUUCGAAUAAAGCUUUUCUAACAAAUUGCACAGGGAAA